AUUCUGAGUGAAAAAAGGUUGUUUUUUGUGCAUUUUAAAGUAAAAGAAUUAAAAUUUCUUAAAUCAUGGAUUUCGCGACGGGAGGAAUUCAAGGAAAUUUCUAUGGAGGGUCGAUGGCAGGACAGAGAUUUGAUCCAUUGACUUUUAUACAACGUCCUCCGGUUAUUGUUCGGGCUAUUUGUUGGCUUUUCUCAUUAGUUGUCUUUGGAUCAAUUACAAGUAACGGUUGGAUGAAAGAUGAAAACAACAAGGACAUCUGUAUAAUUAAUAAGAAUGGAAGUGUUUGUAGUUAUGCUGUGUGGAUUGGAUUAAUUGGAUUCUUUGCUGCCAUGGGAUUUAUUGCUGGAGAAUAUCUUUUCGAUCAAAUGUCAUCAGCGAAAUCUCGAAAGCAUUAUGUCAUUAUUGACAUGGCAUUUUCAGCAUUCUGGGCAUUCAUGUAUUUUGUAGGAUUCUGCUACAUUAGUUCUCAAUGGAGUAAAUCUGAAGAUCCACCAAAUGGUGUUGGUUCAGGCAAUGUCACAUGUGCCAUACUCUUCUCAUUCCUCUCAAUAUUCACUUGGGCUAUUUCUGCUUAUUAUGCAUUCUUAAGAUAUAAAACUGGUGUUCAAGAAAUUCCAUUCCAGUCAACGUACGAAAGUGAUGGAAUGAAUCAAGGUGGAUAUUCAUCAUAUCCUGAUGCAAAUGAUAAUGAGCAAUAUCAGGAACCACCAUUCUCACAGCCUCAAAUGGGAGUACAACAAAUGGGAGGACAACAAAAUUUCCAAGCUCCAACUUAUUAAACAAAUAACAAAACGUGUUGUUCAUUGAAGUAUUGCACAUUGAUAAAAAAAAGUUCUCAAAAAAAAAACUAAUACCGUUUGUGUGUUCGACUACAUAAAAAUAUAUACAUAAUUAAAACAUUGAGAGAAAAAAAAAACAAGUAUUCUAAUAAGUGAAUUAAAGGAAAUGAGUAGCAUCAAAUAUCUAAGAAAAAUUAAAUAACACCACAACUGAUCAAAAAAACAUUUGAAAGAUAUUUACUACAAAUUUUGUUGCAUUGAAUAUUAUAUAUACAUACUAAGAGGACGAGGAUUGAUACACAAAAGAAACAUAUGAUGAAUUAUAGGAAAUUUGAUAUACAAGCCACUUUCGAAACGUUUUAUUGAGUGGCGGACGUGUAGUUUUCCAUUUUAGUGAUGAAUUGAGAUUAGAUUUUGGACAAGAUAAUCUCCAACAGUCGUUUUGUAUUCAAACUAAGUUGGAAAUAAAAACAAAAAUGGCGGAUUGUUCCACUUCGAGAAAAUUAAUUCAAAUAAUUCAAGAGAAAUCCUAAUUAGAUAUCGAUUAAGCAAUUAGUUUGAAUCUUUAGACUGGCAAGAGACAGAAUAUCAAGUUCUUAUGAACUUAGACAUUUAGGAAUUAUAGUAUUUGGAUUAAAAUAAGAAUUUCAAAAUGGCUGACGCCAACACGUAUAUUGAUUAAUUUUCUAUGAAAAAUUAAUAAUCAAUCAACACAUAAAGUCAUUAGAACUAUGAUAAAUAGAAGACCAAAGCUUUAACGAGCUAAGCAUUGAAUCGUUGAAAAGUGCAAAGGGCGUAAGUUUCUAAUGCACAAAUUCGAAGAGUCCUCAAUCCUAAUAAUCCCAACACUGAUCCCUAAGAUGGAAAAUUCACUCAAAAAAGAAAAUAAUAAAUUAAGUAAAGCUUUUGGGUGGCGGAAUUGUUUUAUAUGGGAAUAAAUAACACAAAAAAAACAGUAUUAAGUAUAAAUGUAUAAUGCAAAAAGGCAAGAAACAUAAAAGUAAAAAGAAAAGCAAGACAUUAAGUAGUUGAUGUAUGACAAAUGAUAAUACAUAAUCUCUGAGCGAUAUUAAUUUUAUCUCAUGUCUGAAAUUUAUUUAUGACAUAUCGUUUCGUUUAAUUCUCACACCAUUCCCUGCACAUGAAAAUUCUCUUUAAAUUGGACUAUAAAAACUAGGUUUAGUAGGGAAGAAAAAUAAUUUGAUAUUAUUACAUUUUUUAAUGAUGAAUUAAGUUUAAUAAAUGAAAAAAAUUCUCCUCUUAGCAUUUUUGUGCAUAAAUAUCAAAUAUGCCUGGGGUGUGGUGGCUUGUAACUUACGAAUAGUCGUAUUAUUCAAAGCUACUCGUCAUCAUGCCCUUGUAAAAUGCUAAAAGGUUCGUAAUAAAAAUUGAUAAUAAUUAUAAAAAAAUUAAUCAAGUUUUAUAAUAGAAAAAAAUUAAAAUAUUUAACAGAAACAAAAAAAAAUUGAGAUUUGCAUUAGAAUUUUUUUGUAUCAUUAUUAAGAAGAAGGAAUAAUAUUAAAGACGAAGAUAAAUCACAAAUUUGACAUACACAAAUGAUAACAUUAUACAUAAAAAUUGAAAUAUAUUUUAAGGCUUUGAAAAAACUCAAUGGAAUGGAUGAAAAAUCUACUUAAAAAAUAUAAUAUUUAUUACAAGUUUGAAAACAAUGCAAAUAAUGAAAUACACUCAAAUUGAUUGGGGUUGAUUGACAUUUUGAGAGGUUGGAAUAUUUUUGAAGAUGAUUUUUUGAUGAAAACAGGAAUUUUUAAACAUAACCUCAAAAAGUUCUUCUAGGACUUUACUUACUAUUUUGCAACUUUAACUUCCAUACAAUGGCACAAUCCUCAAACUUUGAGAAUUAAUCCAGUUACCAAAACCCAAUCAGGCUUAUUUCUAAACCUCCUGAUUCAAAAAACCUCAAUCACAAAUUUUUUACAGUAUCUGAAUGAUAGACAAUGAAUGCCCACCAAAAUAAAAUUUCAUUCAUUCAUGUCGCCAUAAAUAUAAAAAUUCUAUGUCCUUAGUUCAGUGAUAGCUAGCUACAAAUUUCUCGAAUCAUACAAUUUUAGCUAGUUGACAUUAAACCACGAAGGAAAAAUGUCAAAAGUCAUUAAUCAAUAGAAACCAGAACAAAGCAAAAUUAGUCAUAUCUAAACACAAACAAAACAAUGAAAUAUCCUUAAACUCAGCUUGUUUGAAAACGACGAAGGAUAGGAGAAGAAAAACAAAUUUGGAACUCAAAAUAUAAACAUAAAUCUCAUAAAGCAUAAAUUAAAUUAUUAAGUAAACAAAUAAGUAGAAGUCUGUGUACAUUAAAUUUAAUAAAAAUGAAAUAUGAAUUAAAAAAUAAAUAAAAAUUGUUGGAGAAAAAUUAAAAAAAAAAU
Molecule: messenger RNA, 3166 nt
Organism: Chironomus riparius
Lineage: Eukaryota; Metazoa; Arthropoda; Insecta; Diptera; Chironomidae
Source: the annotation of a GenBank genome assembly